AUGGCAUCAACACUCCUCCGCUCCUUCAAGCCUUCGGGUUUGAAGAACAAUCUCAGGCCACUGUACCAGGCCCGAUACAAUGCCACAGUAGCACCCGGCACACCCCGUGUAUCAACGCCACCAACAUCAAAGCGCUCCACCAAGCCAUCAUACGAGCGAGCGACAUUUACUAUCCGGGAUGGCCCAGUCCAUCACGGCAAGAGCUUCGGUGCCCGCACGAACAUCAGUGGAGAAGCUGUGUUCACAACUUCCCUCGUCGGAUACCCAGAAUCCAUGACCGAUCCAUCAUAUCGAGGUCAAAUCCUGGUCUUCACACAACCACUUAUCGGCAACUACGGCGUGCCAAGUGCUGAGAGGGACGAAUACGGACUGCUCAAGUACUUUGAGUCCCCGAACAUCCAGGCCGCGGGUAUUGUCGUGGCAGAUGUUGCACUGAAGUACUCCCACUGGACCGCAGUAGAAUCUCUGGCCGAGUGGUGCGCUCGGGAAGGCGUUCCAGCAAUCACUGGAGUCGAUACCCGCGCCAUUGUCACAUACUUGCGAGAGCAAGGUUCUUCCCUCGGAAAGAUUUCCGUAGGCGAAGAGUAUGAUGCAGAUGAGGAUGAGGCAUACGAAGACCCAGGCAGCAUCAACUUGGUGGCAAAGGUCUCGACCAAGGCCCCAUUCCACGUUCCAUCACCAAACGGCAACGCUCACGUGGCGCUCAUCGACUGUGGUGUCAAGGAGAACAUCAUCCGUUCCCUCGUGGGCCGCGGCGCAAGCGUGACUUGUUUGCCAUGGGACUACCCAAUCCAUAAGUCUGCCAACCACUUCGAUGGUGUCUUCAUCUCGAACGGUCCAGGAGACCCAACCCACUGCAAGGCCACCAGCGACAACCUCCGAGAGCUCAUCAACUCCAGCCAGAUCCCCAUCAUGGGUAUCUGCCUUGGCCACCAACUGCUCGCCAUGGCUGCAGGUGCCAGCACUACGAAGAUGAAGUACGGUAACCGUGCACACAACAUCCCAGCUCUGGACCUCAACACUGGAAAGUGCCACAUCACCAGUCAGAACCACGGAUAUGCCGUUGAUCCAACUACACUCCCAUCAGAUUACACGGAGUACUUCACGAACCUGAAUGACGGCACCAACGAAGGCAUGAUCCACAAGACCCGCCCAAUAUUCAGCACACAAUUCCAUCCGGAAGCCAAGGGUGGCCCAUUGGACAGCAGCUACCUUUUCGACGCGUAUCUGCAGAGUGUGCAACAGUACAAGCAGAACCAGGACGUGCUCAAGGGUGGACGGGACAACCGACCUAGCCCGCUGCUUGUCGACCUGCUCGCGAAAGAGCGUGUCGGCGUUGCACCAGGCGUUGCGGGUGUUCCAGGAUACUAUUAG
Messenger RNA from Fulvia fulva, 1374 nucleotides. Its product is annotated as Carbamoyl-phosphate synthase arginine-specific small chain. The transcript has a single exon. The record is from RefSeq and is a predicted model, not a curated record. Gene Ontology annotation, biological process: L-arginine biosynthetic process; 'de novo' pyrimidine nucleobase biosynthetic process; L-glutamine metabolic process. NCBI's taxonomy places the organism in Eukaryota, Fungi, Ascomycota, Dothideomycetes, Mycosphaerellales, Mycosphaerellaceae. The coding region runs from base 1 to 1374 and encodes 457 amino acids. Gene Ontology annotation, molecular function: carbamoyl-phosphate synthase (glutamine-hydrolyzing) activity. Gene Ontology annotation, cellular component: cytoplasm; carbamoyl-phosphate synthase complex.